Messenger RNA from Eremothecium cymbalariae DBVPG#7215, 2109 nucleotides. It is a transcript of the gene RAP1, whose product is annotated as DNA-binding transcription factor RAP1. The coding region runs from base 1 to 2109 and encodes 702 amino acids. Lineage: Eukaryota; Fungi; Ascomycota; Saccharomycetes; Saccharomycetales; Saccharomycetaceae. Gene Ontology annotation, molecular function: telomeric repeat DNA binding. The record is from RefSeq and is a predicted model, not a curated record. The transcript has a single exon. Gene Ontology annotation, cellular component: shelterin complex. Gene Ontology annotation, biological process: regulation of DNA-templated transcription; telomere maintenance via telomere lengthening.
AUGUCCGAGAGCCAAAACGACUUUGAGACAGCUCCUGACCAUUUUUCGGAAGAAUUGAAAUCUCAUCAUGGUAUCUUCCACGGGUUGAAAUUUUACUUCGCAGAUGAUGUGAACAAAGACUUUUACAAGUCAGUUGUCGUCAAGUUGGGUGGUGCUGUGCUGGAAGAGGCGCCUAAGGAUGUCAAGCCGGAUCAUUAUAUUGUUUCCCAUGUUAAUACGUUUGAUCUGCCAACAGUUGACCCCUUGUUUCUAAGCAAUUCUGCUGAACAAAACACACUGUUAAAUAUUGGGCCAUUUAUUCUGCCACCUGUGAAUGGCGGGCCCCAAUAUGAGGUUGAUGUUGGUGAAUCUGACUCGCGGAUAGACCGUCGUAUAACACAUGCUAAUGGGGGCCAUGAUGAUGUAGACAGUGCUGCGGAUGUACGACAGUCACUUGCUCAUCACGAUGUUGCGUCUGCUGCUGUUGCCGCUGCGGCAGCGGUUUCUCUCACGCAUCCAGAAUCCUCUCAUGCUAGGCAGGAAGUGAAGCAGAUUGGACGGCAAAAGAAUGCUACUUAUGGGGGCCAUCAGAAGAUUGAAGACCCUUCGCAACGUGAUACAACCCUAGAGCAGGAAACUUCGCUGAUUCAACAUGAUAAUAACCCUGGUAAUUCCAAUUCAGGGUUUGCUGCUGUAGGAGAAGCUCCAAAGGCUGUUUUGACUAGUUCAAGUAAUCUGCCACCUCAUAACAAAUCUUCUUUUACCGAGGAGGAAGAUGAGUUUAUUUUAGAUGUUGUCCGUAAAAACCCAACUAGACGGACAACACACACUCUCUUUGAUGAAAUAUCCCAUUACGUCCCCAAUCACACAGGAAAUUCGAUUAGACACCGUUAUCGGGUAUACCUAUCUAAACGGUUGAAUUAUGUUUACAAGGUUGAUGAAAACGGUAAGUUAAUGCGUGAUGAGAAGGGUGAGUUUAUUAAGACAGAUAUCCUUCCACAAGGUUUAAAAAGGAAGUUUACUGCUGAUGAAGACUAUCAAUUAGCUGUGAAUAUUAAGAAACAAUUUUAUAAAGACAUAUAUCAAGUUGAUCCCGAUACUGGAGAAUCCUUGAUUAGGGAUGACGAUGAGCCGAGCACGGUUGCUAAGAGAAAAAUGGUGAUGGAUCCGACAUUUAUUCCAGGUAAGGAGCCUGGUUUUGACGAAUACUCUGUUUGUGAUCGUCGUGGGCCAUUAUCUCGUGAGUUUUUCAAAACUUAUGGGGAGAAACAUCCUUCCCAUACUGAAAAUGCCUGGAGGGACAGGUUCAGAAAGUUUCUGCUAAAUUAUGGUAUCGAUGAGUAUAUUUCUUAUUAUGAGACUGAGAGAGCUAAUAACAGGAUUCCAGAGCCAAUGAAAAAUAUGACUAAUAGGGUAAAAAGACCAGGACCAGCUCCAGGAAACUAUAAUAAUGCCAAGAAAGUCAAAUUUAUGUCUCCAACUGCUCAUCAACCAUCAUCUGCUUCUGCUAACCACUACACUAUUCCACAAGAUGACUUACUAGAUGAAGAAACGUUGAGUUUCAUUACUGGUUUAAAGAGGGAUUUAUCAAGGAUGGAGAGUCAACAAAGUCAGUCACCCGAUGUGCCUUUCGAAUAUACCCAAGAGUUGGCAGAGUCAAUUCGUAACAAUUUUACAAUGGAGGAAACACAAUUUGAUAACAUCAAUCCAGAUGAAAUUCCAUUCCCCCCCCAAAUUGCUACCACAGAUUUGUUUAUGCCCGAAUUUUUCCACUUUGCUACUACCAGAGAAUUUUUAAAUAAAGUUCAUGAAAUCGUCAAUAGGACUUAUCACACAUCGCAAGCUGAAAAGCUAGUCGAAGACUUGCGUGAUGAAUGCGGCAUCCGUAAAGCAUUCAGCACAUCAAUAUUAACUGCGCUAUCUGGUGAUCUAAUGGUUUUACCUCGUUAUUUCUUGUGUGCUUUCCGUUAUUCAGCCAACCCACCUAUGAAUGUACCUGGAAUCUGGACCAAAGAAGAUGAUGAAAUGCUAAAGAACGGCUCUGAUGAUGAUAUGAAACUACUAAUAAAAAAGCAUGGUACGGGUAGGAUUGAUAUGAGGAAAAGAUUUCAUCAAAAUGAUUUAGUGUGA